Messenger RNA from Columba livia (rock pigeon), 3490 nucleotides. RefSeq names its product signaling receptor and transporter of retinol STRA6 (gene STRA6). Gene Ontology annotation, molecular function: signaling receptor activity; retinol transmembrane transporter activity. Gene Ontology annotation, cellular component: plasma membrane. The record is from RefSeq and is a predicted model, not a curated record. The transcript is spliced from 18 exons. Lineage: Eukaryota; Metazoa; Chordata; Aves; Columbiformes; Columbidae. The coding region runs from base 666 to 2687 and encodes 673 amino acids. Gene Ontology annotation, biological process: vitamin A import into cell.
AAUGAGGAGCUGGACUUUUGAUUUACACCCAGAGGAAUUAGAGGUGUUUACAUCCCAUGUGGGGGGACACAGCAGCAUCUCAGUGCCCUUAAAUCUUCGCACGGAUGGAAGGAGCAGCUCAGACCCGGCUGAGCAGGGGAAGAAGGGGGCUGGGUCGAGCUGCCUCCUCUCCCGAAAAGCUCUGCCUAAUCAAAGGGAGAGCGGAGCACGGGGUUGGUUGUUUUUAAUUUUCUAAAGCCCAGGGUGGCCCCCAGCCAAGGCCUCCUUGCGAUGGAGGGGAUAAAGUUCCCGGAGCCUCCGCUCGCUCCCCGCUGCUCUGAACUUUGCCUCGCAGCUCACAUGGCUGCAUCCGCGCCCGGCGCCCGCAAAUAGAUGCUUUAGACCCAGCUUUGCAAGGCCACGCUUCUCCUGAGACCUCCAGCAAGCCAAGCCUGUGGCUGGACAAGUCCAGAUAAAAGCCGGAUCCUUGGAGGCACAGCUGGAUUUUGAAAGCUCCCGGUCCCCUCCCCGGGCUGCAGGAGUGACUGAAAAAGAUAAAGCCUCUUCGCUCGGCGCCUCCAUCCCUGCUUUUCCAAGAACUCACCUCGGGAAAUCCCGGCUGCUUUCUGCCUCUGGCUGCCUCUCACCGUCUCUCCUCAGCCCGUGGAGAGAGGAAGGAGACGACCAUGGCCACCAACGGCUCCGCUGGGCUACAGGAUGCUCUGCUGGACCAGGGCUUCGGUGGCACUGAGGACCUCGUUUCCGACUGGUACAUCUACGAAACCAUGGAGCCGGCAGUGCAGCAGGAUGACAUGUUUCCCAAUGCAAUCCCAGACUGCGACCCCACCAUUUCUCCUCAGCUGUACCACAUCUGCAUGGCACCCAUCUCUCUGGCUGUGCUCAUGGGCUUGUCCUUGCUGGUGAAACGCAGGCAUCUCCACCAGAGCUGCUGGAAUGGCGUCCCAGGACUGCUCAGCCCGGCCAACUUUCUGGAGGAGGAAGGCAACCGCGGGCUGGUGGCUGCGGUGUUCGGCAUCUUGUUCUCCUCUCUGUGCGUGCUGGUCCUGGACAGGGACCCUCUGCCGCUCAUCACCCAGUCCUCCCAAAGCACCCGGGAGUACUGGAAGAUCCUGGCUUUACUCUACUACCCUGCCUUCUACUACCCUCUAGUUGCCUGUGCCACUGUCCGACACAGGCUCAGCUACCUCCUUGGCUGCCUGCUGUCCUGGUGCCACUGCCUGGUCCACAUCUGGCAGAAGGUGGAUUGUCCCCAGUCGCCAAAGAUAUACAGGUACUACUCCACGCUCUCUUACAUCCCCAUCAUCCUCUGCCUUGUGCUGUUAAGCCUUUGGUAUCCAGCCCUGCUCAUCAGGAGCUUCACCGCCCAGGAGGAUACCUUGGAGAAGGAGGUUCCGGGGAGAGGUUAUUACAAGAAGUACCUAAAGGCUGUGCUGUCCAAACGCCCGCAGAAGGGGAGCUCCACAAAGCUAGACGAGAGCCUCCUCUCAAGGGUCCAGGCGUAUUUACGCUCCUAUAUCUACACUCCGGAGGAAGGUUUCCGGAUCCCGCUGAAGCUCGUCCUGUCCAUCACGACGGCCGUGAUCGCCGUCUACCAGGUCGCCCUGCUGCUCCUGGUCGCCGUCGUCCCCACCAUCCAGAUUGUGAGGGCAGGAAUGACAAAGGACAUUGUGGUCUUGUUGGUGCAGUUUGGUCUGGUGCCCUCGGAGAACCCAGCUGUCCCAGGGGACAUGGAGAAGGAGCUCAAUACUGUCAAGUACUACCUGUGGUCACUGGAAGUCUGCUACAUCAGCUCGCUGGUGCUGUGCUGCCUGCUGACCUGCGCCAUGCUGCUGCGGACGCUGGCCAUGCACAGGACCAACCUGAAGGCGCUUUACCAAGGGGCCGUGCUGGAUGUUUUCUACAAAGCCCACAUCCUCCGCCCAUCCCGACGAGCCAUCGUCUGCUGGAUGAGCUUCGCCAGCUUUCAGACGGCUUUUGCCUGCCUGGGUCUCCUCAUCCAACAAGUGAUUUUCUUCAUCUGCUCGGUGGGGUUCACCUUCCUCAUUGUCAUCCCGCUUCAGUCUGGCACGAACACGCACCUCUUUAAAAUCAUCCGUAACAUGUGGCCCUUCUGGUUGACCUUGGUGCUUGCUGUCAUCGUGCAGAAUUUGGCAGCUCAUUACCAGUUCCUGGAGCAGCAUCCCCUCCGAAAGGAGCUCACCAACAGGCGAGCUCUCUACAUCGUCACUUACCUACUCUUCCCCAUCAACGUCCUGGUGGGUGUCCUGGCUGGGGUGUGGAGGAUGGUCAUCUCUGGCCUUUAUAACGCCAUCCACUUCUGCCAGCUGGACAUCAGCCUGCUGAACCGCAACGUGGAGACCUUUGACCCAGGCUACCACACGUACUGCCACUAUCUGAAAAUCGAGGUCAGCCAGUCCCACCCGGUGAUGAAAGCUUUCUGCUUGCUGCUCCUCCAGCCAGCCGGGCCCGAGGGAACACGGGGGCUUCGGGCUGGUGGCGUGGAAGAAGGCAUCCAGCUGAUGCAGCCCAAGAAGGCGCCACCCAGCAGAGCCAGGUUUAAGCAGAGCCGAGCCCGCUGGUGGCUCGCUUACACCCUGCUCAACAACCCCUCGCUGACGGCUUGCCGGAAAACCGCCCUCUCCGACCCCACGGCCAACGGCACCCAGCUCAGCCCCCCCAAACCCUGACCUCCGGAGAGACCCCCACCUCUCUCUGCCUCCCACACAUACUCCUGCCCCAUCCUCGUCUCCUGUUGACUCUCCUCCUGUGCCGGCAGGAGUUUUGGGCACCUCUCACCCCUCUCCAACCACUGGUCCCUCUCUGGCAGUGCUGGGGGCUGGUUUUUAGCUCUAGGUCCGUGCUGAGCCACCACCAAGGUCCAGAGGUGAAGAUAAACGGAUCACCUCUAAGCCUGGCCUGGACAGAGAGGGGUUGGUGAGCCAAGAUAAACCCUUGGGGCAGCUCAGCAACAUCUUAGGUGUCACUCCUGUAGUGAGCUCACAAGUUCUUGACAGUCGCCUUCCCAGCCCGUGGCAAGGCAGGCACGAGUCCCCAGCACCAGGGCAGCAAGGAAAGAGGGAGAGGGGGGAUGUUUGCAUGUGUGGAGGGAUCCUUGACCAGGCUGGGCAUGAGGAACCACCUGCCGAGAAGAUCCCCACUGCCACCCCCAUCCCCAGCUUCUCCCUUUUGGCUCUGAUCCUGGCUGUCUGGCACCAUACCUAACCCCAGGACUUAUUUUUUGUCCCAAAUUUUGUGAGAAAAUCCCACAGCUCUGGGCCAUGAGGUUGCAGAGCCCUUUGUUUUCUUCUCCCCAUAAUUCUCGUCCCCUUAGUGGCUCUUUCUGCCACCCCCUGUUUUAUUUAAAGCCAGCGACUCCCCAGGGCUGGUGACCCUCUGAGCGAGCUGAGCUUGAAUCCGUAGAAAGCAGUUUUACACCUCACUCGGAUGUGCCGAGUCGGGGAAGGUUAAUAAAUCACAUACCUCAUUCCUA